CCGACGUCAGCCGGUUGACGAUUGCGGAAGCGGGUCUUAGCUUUAGCCUGCUACCUUGGAACCAAAACAGAUGAAAUGUUUCCGUGCUAAGUCGCUGCGUAGUCGAUCGUAAUCUUAGAUAUUGAUUGAAGUUCCCCUUGUCAGACACCUGCUAUCCGCCUUUGUGACACAGGAGAGAGGAGAAGCUAAAGAGCCGCCAGAAAUGGAGGAUCCCGGUGGUUCUGCAGCUGAGGCUGGGACUCCAUCCCAACCUGGUGCUCCCAAGUCAAAGCUGGAUACGUUGUCGAAAGAUGACCUCAUCAAAUAUGCCAAAAAACAGAUUGCCGCCAUGCAAAAGAUGAAGACCAAAUGCACAGAUUUGGAAAAAGAAGUUGAGUCCCUUAAACAACAAUCCAAAAGUACUGACAAAAGUCCAGAGGAUGCCUUGUUGAUACAGGAGCUGACUGAAAGGAUGGAUGUUCUGCUACUGGAGAAAGCUGAAACUCAGCAAAAUCUUGCACUCUCACGCAAAGAGCUAGAGAGAACCAAACAGCAAGCCAAGGAGGAUCUAGCAUUGCUGCAAAGUGAACAUGAGCGAGUUAUUGAGGUCCACCAACGGAAGAUUGAAACAUUAGAGUCCAGCAUUGAGGAAUCCAGAAACCAACACCUGGAAAAAGUGAAUCAUUUCCAGAAAUUACUCCAGGAACAAGAGGAACGAGACAGAGAAAGAGAGAAGGAGCGCAGAGCAGAAUACACCAGUGCUCAAGAGAGCGUAGAAGAAGUCAGACGCUCCCUGGAAGCUCAACUGGAAACCCUUCGAGCUGAAAUGAAGGCAAUCCAAGACAGAAGUUCGGAGGAGGCAGCGCAGCUGGAGGAGAAGUACCAGAAGGAGCUGACGAAGGCCCAGCAGGAGGUGGAGAACCUGAAGGAGGAGCUGGUUCAGAAAACCGUCCAGCAUGAGGACGAGAUGAAAGCUCUGGAGGAGGACUGGGUGAUCGAGAGGGAUCGCCUCAUGUUGCUCACCGAGGAGCUGACUGAGCAGCUGGCUUCAAAAGACAGCUACCUGCAGGACGUUCAGGAGGAAGACGAAGACCCCAGCCGUGGCGCCGGGAUCGCCAAAAUGCUGGAGCUGUCCGGGUGCAAGCAAGCUGAACCGCAGAGCGGCGGCGAGGAGGGCGAGCUCGGCAGACUGAGGACGGCGCUGGACGACGUUCAGUCCCAGAACACCAUGCUGCAGGACGAGCUCACGCUGCUCAGCAACGUGAAGGCGGAGCUUGAAGCAGAGCUAGAGCGGGUCAAGGAGGAUUUCCAGGUGGAAAAAGAAGAGCUCGAGUUCAAAAUAAACGAGCUGCAGAUGAAUAAAGACAGUCCGACCACUGAACACGAGCUGAAGCUUCAGCCUGAGCAGCAAGAAGUUGAAACUCCUGCCGAGAUGCCGAGCAGCGACCUGAAUCUGAACGAGGAGCUGACAGCCCGAUGUGAGGCCUUAACCAGAGAACGCAACGACGCCAUGGCCGAGUGCCAGCAGAUGAGAGACAUACUUCAAAGUGUGGAGACAGAGCUGGGGGAGAAGACCAAAGAUUUUGUCCAGCAGUACAACACCAUGAAGGAAAAGGGCGCAGAAACGGUGCGAGACCUUCAGGAAAAGAUCGAACAGCUCAGCCAACAGAGAGACGAGCUGCGGGUGAGGAUGACUGAAAUCACAGAGGAGAAAAACUCUCUGAUGAAGAAUAUCCAAGACCUUCAGCAAAAUUAUGCAGCUGAAAGCCAGAAACCUUCCGCUUCCGCAGAAGAAGAAGAAACCUCUUUAAAACAGGCUGUGAAGGAGCUGACUAUGCAGAACGAGGAGAUCUUCUCACAGCUGAAGAUGAAGGAGAACAUGAUUCAAGAUCUGAAAGAAAUGGCCGCCAUUUUGACUGAAGAGCGGGACAAAGCGCAGCACCUGCUGACGCUGAAAGAAGAUGAAGUGCAAAGUUUGAGUGACGCCAAAACGAAAGAAAUCGAGUCGUUGUUGGAAGAGAAAGAGAGGGAAAUACUUUUACUCAGAGAUGACAACAACAAGCAGGUGGAAAGCUUGAGGAUGCAAACAGACAGCGAGGUGAAGCAUCUGAAGGAGGAAAAGGAAAAGAUGGAAGAAAAUCUGAAGGAGAAGACGCGGAUUUAUGAGGAGACGGUUUCCGGUUUGGAGCUGAGAGUCAAAGAGCUUUCCACGGAGAGGGAUGAUCUCCAUCAGAAACAGGAGCAGGCUUUGUUGGAGCUGUCCAAGCUUCAGGAAGACGGGAAGCUAAUGGCAUCCACGAUGGCUGACCUGGAGGCUCACAUGGCGCAGAGGGAAUCUGAAAAGCAACAACUAGAGGAGAAGGUGAAGUCCCUAACAGAGGAGGUGGAGAAAUCUGGUGCUUCCAUGAGGCUGCUGGAGGAAAAUCAAUCUGAAGUCCUCACAAAGUCUACAGAGGAGCUGGAAGAUCUCCGGACGCGAGUUGAAGAGCUUGAAAACGAGAGAAACCUCUUAAAGAGAAGACUUGAAGAGAUGGAGGCCGAGAAAAGAGAGGAAGAGAUGGAGACAAACUUCCAGGCUCACAUCACAGACCUGGAAAAGGAGCGAAACAUGUUGAGGUCAAACCUGGAGGACGUAGUGAGGGAUGUAGAGGGGCUGCAGAGGGAUCUCCAAGACAUGAAGUCGGUUAAUGAGAAGCUUAGCGACGAGAACCAGAAACUCCUGAGCCAAGCUUCCCUGGCUCAAGAAGAGAGGGACGAGUGGGAAAUGAAGCUCGGAGAGAAGGACGCUCUGGUUUCACAGCUGAGGAACGAAAUAUCGGCUCUGCAGGAAUCUAAUGUCCAAUCUGCUUCCUCUGAGGAAAGUGAAGCCAAUGAGACAACCAAGAAAUUAGCUCUCCUAGAGGAUAAAAUCAAAGAAAAAGACGAGAAGAUGAACAAAAUCAAGGCAGUAGCAGUGAAAGCCAAGAAGGAACUGGACAACAGCAAGAAGGAGGUUGUAACUCUGAAGGAGGAAGUUGCGUCACUGAAAGCAGAGCGGGAAAAGGUCAACACUUCAAUGAAAGAUAUCAUUCAUGGAGCAGAAGGAUACAAGAACCUGCAGAUAGAUUACGACAGGCAAAUAGAGCAACUGGAUAAGGAGAGGGAGAAGGUGGAGGCGGCCGAGAGACAGAUUGCCGAGCUGACCAAGCGACUCAGCAGUGCUGUCACACAGAAGGAGACGCUGAGCAGUGAGAAGGAGGAUCUGCAGGCCGGUUUGGAGACCAUGAGGAGCGCGGUGAAGCAGCUGGAGGCCAGAAACCAGGAGCUGCAGAAACAGCUGGCCAGCCUGGACAGAGACCUGCUGGCCGAGAGAGCCAUGAAGGACCAGAAGCUUAAGGACCUGUCAUCCGCCACGAAGGAGGUGGAGGAGCUGACAGCGCAGCUCCACAGGCAGCAGCAGCAGUCCCAGCAGACCGCCCAGGAGCUGGAGCUGCUACGCAAGGAGGCACAGCAGAGCUCCCUGCUGGACAUGGAGAUGGCCGACUACGAACGUCUGGUGAAAGAACUCAAUGGAAAACUAACAGAGAAAGAGGAGUGUGUGGAGGAACUGAAAUUCCAGAUUAACACACUGAACCAGACGCAGGAGACCCACAAGCAGGAAAUCGAGGCUUUGAAGUCUCAGCUGGACCAGGAGGAGGAGAAAACCAUGAAGAUGAAACAGCUGCUGGUGAAAACCAAGAAAGAUUUGGCAGAUGCCAUGAAACAGGAAAGCUCCCUCAUGAUGCAGCAGGCGUCUCUGAAAGGAGAGCUGGAAGCUAACCAGCAGCAGCUAGAAAGCUCCAAGAUUGAGAUGUGUGAGCUGACAGCCGAGCGGCACCGCCUGCAGGAGCAGCUGAAGUCCGCUUUGGAGCAGCAGCAGAAGACCAGCAGCUCCCUGCAGCAGCGCAUCCACAGCCUGCAGCAGGACAGAGACACUGCAAAGGCUGAGCUUAUGGCAACAACAAGCGAGUUUGAGAGCUACAAGGUUCGAGUUCACAACGUGCUCAAGCAGCAGAAGAGUAAAACCAGCGCCCAGCCUGAAGGAGUCUCUGGGAAACUAGAGAGGGAGCAGUUGUCCUCUCAGGUUGAACAGCUGCGGAGCCGCCUGUCUGAGAGCCAGCAGAGCAUCCAGAGCAGCGUCUCCGAGCUGCAGCAGCUCCAGGCUGAGCACGACACUCUGCUGGAGAGGCACAACAAAAUCCUGCAGGAAAACAUCGCCAAAGAGGCUGAGCUGCGAGAGAGGGUUUUGACGUUGCAGACAGAGAACGUGUCGUUAAGGUCAGAGGUGACCCAGGCUCAGGCCGACCUGUCGUCCCAGGUGGAGGCCCAGCGGCAGACCUACAGGGAGCAGCUGAGGAAGCUGCAGGACGACCACCGGGCCACCGUAGAGACGCUGCAGGGUCAGCUGAGCCGCGUCGAGGAGCAGCUCUUUAACCUGCAGAGCCAGAACAGUGCAGCGUCGGCCCAGUCCAGCCGUAAGCCUCUGGCAUCAGAACUUCAGCGGAGAAACGCCGAUCAGAACCAAGCAGGGUUGGGAUCGAUGGGUUUGAAUGACCUGCAGUCGAUGGCCCGGGAGGAGGGAGAAGGCAUGGAAACCACGGAGACCGAGAGAUUCUCGCCAAAACUCGCAGCCCCGCCUUCCCUGGAGCAGCUGCUCACAUCCCCAGACCCCAAACAGGAGCCGUUUGUUUGGACGUUGGAGCCGAGCAAAGAGGAGCUGAGCGAGAAGCUGAGCACAGCCACGCGCAGCAUGGAGCACAUGAACGGCCUGCUGCACGAAACCGAGGCCACCAACGCUGUCCUCAUGGAGCAGAUCACUCUGUUAAAGAGCGAAGUUAGGCGACUGGAGCGAAACCAGGAGAGAGAGAAGAGCGUGGCCAACCUGGAGUAUCUGAAGAACGUCCUGCUGCAGUUCAUCUUCCUGCGUUCUGGCAGCGAGAGGCAGGCGCUCCUGCCCGUCAUUCACACCAUGCUGCAGCUCAGUCCAGAGGAGAAGAGCAAACUGGCUGCAAUCGCACAAGGAGAGGAAGAGGGAAGCGGCUCUCGCGGCUCAGGGUGGACCUCCUACCUCCACAGCUGGUCUGGGAUCAGAUAGACUAAAAACAUGGGGAGCACUUUGCAGUGACAUCACUGAACCCAUCUCUUUGUGAGGUUCUGUAUCAAUGAUGCUAAUUAAAAUGGUUUUAACUGGGGCAUUAACACGUUACUGGGACAAAACAGGCAAGACCAAAGAAUGUAUGUGAAAUAGUAUCUUCUAGGUAGAGAUAAAGGAAACUAGAAUCUUUAUUUACUCUUGCAGAGCAUUAGGUAUAAACAGUGCUUCUCUGAGAUGGACACAGGCUUGUUAAACUGCCUGGUUUUUGUGAUGUAAGAAAAAUAAAACAAAUACAUAGUUUCAAAUGUUUUCCACAUAUUAUCUAACAUUUAUGUUAAAUUGUAAUAUAAGAGAAUCACUAUUAAUUAUCAGGAUAUGCACAAUAAAUAAUGUUAGAUGUGUACAAGAAGAAAACUAAAUGCUAAAAUUGAAUCAAAUUCUGUUUCAACCAAAUAUUUGUUGAAGGUUAUUCUCAGUUAUGCAGCAAGGUUAUUCUACUCGUUUUAUUUUUUCACUAUAAUAAAUUUGUUUGCUUUUCAGAAUUUCACAGGAUAAAUGUGGCACAAUAUGUGGAAAAAGGAGUAUGUAAAUUGUUUAUGAUGGUGUUUACAUAACAAAAACUUGGCAUUUUACCAGAGUUUGUGUCCAAAUUCGGGAACCAAGAUUAGUCUUUCACUAAAUUACCCGUCAUAAAUUUCUUAGUUGUAUUGAUUUGUGUUGAAAUAAAAUCUGUUGGGCAUUUUUCUGCAGACACAAAUCACAUCAAAUGCAUCUAUUUCAAAAUAUUUUCUUAUUUCUGGGUUAGAAAAAAAACAUGUUGCAAACAAAUAGUAUGAUUAGGGAUUAUUUAAGAAGGUAAAUGUAGCCUGGCAUAAUGUGACUUAAAUGUCGGAUGUUUAAAUCCUUAAUUAAAAAAAAAAGAUUUGACUCCUCUGCUUAUGUACAUUGUACUUUACUCACUUUAUUAGCGGACAAGUUGUCAUAAAUCAUAUUUCUAUUGCAGUUUCUUUCAAUGACUGUCAUCAUGUAUGUUGACUGUUGAAUGUCUUUCUGUAUGUUAUAGUUUAUCACUUUAUCAUCUAGAAAUAUGCAACAAAAAGGUGUUAAUCUUCACCAAGUUUUAAUCUGGUUGCUUAUAAAAUUAAAAAGCCUUAAUCCAUAUAUUGUUGUAAGAAAAAAAGUCAACAUUACGGUUCUUUAGGUGCUUUUUUUUCUUACAUUAGUCAGUGGGCAAAAUGUAGAUUAAAUCCUUAGUUUAGCUCAGUUAAAUCAUCAUAACAAAGAAAUUGAUGUUCAUAAUUAUAACUGGUACUUCCUAAACUCAGGUGCAGCAGGUAUUUGUGUUUUUCUACUGUAGCAUUUGUAACUACUGUUUUCAUUUUAUCGGUUUAAUGACUAUACAGCUCUGCUGUGGGGUAGAAGUUUAAUUUUCCGUCUCACAUACUCAGAUUUGCCUCUGCAACAUUAAUGCAUAUUGUUUUCUCCUUGUUAUUGCUGUAGAAAGUUGCUUGUUUGUCUUUUUUCCACUCCAGUGGCAGCUCUUUUGGGAUCAGUCUACCACAACUUGAAUGUACUUUUACCUUUUAUAUUAUGUGAAGGUUACUGUUAUCAGAAGCUAUGAGAGAUUAUCAGAAAAUCUUUUAAGAUUUUGUCUGGAUGUAAAAGAAAAACGACAGAAAACUGUGAUUGUAAACGGAUUAAAACCAACCAUGAUGGGAGAGAUCA
Molecule: messenger RNA, 6817 nt
Organism: Poecilia latipinna (sailfin molly)
Lineage: Eukaryota; Metazoa; Chordata; Actinopteri; Cyprinodontiformes; Poeciliidae
Gene: gcc2
Product: GRIP and coiled-coil domain containing 2
Exons: 24
Coding region: 203-5092 (1629 amino acids)
Biological process (GO): late endosome to Golgi transport
Cellular component (GO): Golgi apparatus
Source: RefSeq, a predicted model, not a curated record